CCGGGUCCAAAAUAAAGCUAGGAUUAUAAACCAAGAGUGAAGGCACACCCGGGUAAAAAAGCAUCUGAAUGAAUCCGGAAGACGCACAACUUCCGUCAGAGGAUGAGAAACAACAUCCAAUCGGCGCCCGUUUCUUAGCCGCCAAUCAGCAUUCGCCUUACAACGGUGUUCGGGAGAGCGGGCUGGGCUAUUCGCUUCUCUCUAAUAGGUGACGGUUAUCACUGUAGGGGCCAGCUCCCUUACGUGACUAGUGACUGACGAGCAGUGCAGUGCCUUUUUUGUUUUUUUGUUUUUGUGCUUGCUGCUUUUCCUCCUCCGCUCAUGUAAUGCACUCCCUGAACCAAGAAAUCAAAGCAUUCUCCCGGGAUAAUCUCAGGAAGCAGUGCACCAGGGUGACCACGCUAACUGGAAAGAAACUUAUAGAAACCUGGAAAGAUGCCACAAUUCAUGUUGUGGAAACAGAGCCCAGCGGUGGGAGUGGUUGUGGCUAUGUGCAGGACCUUACCUUGGACCUGCAAGUUGGCGUUAUUAAGCCCUGGUUGCUUCUGGGGUCACAGGAUGCUGCUCAUGAUCUGGAGCUGCUGAGAAAGCACAAGGUGACUCAUAUUCUCAACGUUGCAUAUGGCGUUGAAAAUGCUUUCCUCACUGAGUUUACGUAUAAGACCAUUUCUAUACUGGAUGUGCCUGAAACCAAUAUCCUGUCUUAUUUUCCAGAAUGUUUUGAGUUUAUUGAGCAAGCAAAACUGAAGGAUGGCGUGGUUCUUGUUCACUGUAACGCAGGGGUUUCCAGGGCUGCUGCGAUUGUCAUCGGCUUCCUUAUGAGUUCUGAGGAACUCGCUUUCACCAGGGCGUUGUCAUUGGUGAAAGAGGCAAGACCAUCGAUAUGUCCGAAUCCCGGCUUCAUGGAACAACUCCGCACUUACCAAGUGGGCAAAGAGCACAAUGAAGUGCCCCCAGUGGACUCGGUCCAUGGUCCGUGAUCAGUACUCUAGCAGAGGCAAGCGGCUCUGCAUCGGCCUCGUCUGCAGCGGCCUCGGUCCUCUUGCCUGUGUUUUGGAAGGAAACUUGUCAAACUUCCCUUUUCUGUUGUCUUUUACCAGUGGAAAUGGAAGUUACUUUUGUCGCCCUGAAGUAAUACAUUUUUAUGUUUUUACCUUU
Arvicanthis niloticus (Nile rat) is the source of this 1158-nucleotide messenger RNA. It is a transcript of the gene Dusp19, whose product is annotated as dual specificity phosphatase 19. Gene Ontology annotation, molecular function: JUN kinase phosphatase activity. Gene Ontology annotation, biological process: protein dephosphorylation; regulation of MAP kinase activity. Gene Ontology annotation, cellular component: cytoplasm. NCBI's taxonomy places the organism in Eukaryota, Metazoa, Chordata, Mammalia, Rodentia, Muridae. The record is from RefSeq and is a predicted model, not a curated record.